GAUAUCUCUUAUCAGAUCCUUUUUAUAAUGAAGAAAAUAAUUAUUUCAGGCUUUAUAUGGGCUUAUUUAAGUCAUAUUAUUGCAGCAUUAGAUUCAAGUUAUUAUGUUGAAAAAUUGCCCGAUUUGUCAAAGAACAAUAAUUUGAAGCUUCAUUCUGGUUAUAUUGUUGCUAAUGAUCGUAAUAAUAAUUCAUUUUUCUUCUUACUUGCAAAUAAUAGAUAUCUCAUUGAUAAACAAAGACUAGUAAUAUGGCUAAAUGGGGGCCCUGGGUGCUCUUCUAUGGAUGGUGCUUUUUUAGAGAAUGGACCGUUUAAAUUCAGUGCAAGAAAUAUGCUUAUAGAAAACCAAGGGGGUUGGAACGAAUUCUCAAAUGUUCUUUUUGUGGAUCAACCGGCAGGAACGGGCUUUAGUUAUAGUUUACCAGAAAAUUUUGCUGAAGGACUACCUAAGGUGAAAACAAACUACAAAAAGAUGGUGUUUUGCUUAUAUAUGAAGGCAACUGAAGACUUUAUUACUUUUCUAGACGGAUUUUUUGAUUUGUUUCCUCAAUUUAAAGAAGAUGAUCUUUAUAUAGCUGGAGAAUCCUAUGCAGGGCAGUAUAUUCCAUAUAUUGCAACUGCUAUAUUAGAAAGAAAUAAAAAGGAGAAUAAUAAACAUUAUAAUCUUAAAGGGCUUUUAAUAGGGAACGGAUGGAUUUCCCCUUUAGCUCAAUAUAGUUCGUAUUUGCCAUUUGCUGUGGAAAAUAAAUUAGUUAAAAAAGGCUCUGAUCUUGAAAAAAAAGUCGAAGAAGCAACCCAAUCAUGUAAAACAGCAAUUAGUGCUGGUGAUAAAGAGUCUAUGUCUAUAUGUGAUCGCAUUCUUGAACUAAUUGUUCAACCUGAAUAUAGGGAUGAUAAAAGAUGCAUUAAUAUCUAUGAUUAUAGGCUAAGAGCUUCUUCGUGCGACGUUAAUUGGCCUCGUGAAUUGCCUUAUUUAGUUGAAUAUUUAAGAAAACCAGAGACAAUGAACGCUUUAAAUAUUGAUUCUGAUAAGCAUAUUUUAUGGGAAGAAUGUAAUCUUCGUGUUACAGAAAGAUUUAUAACACAUAGAUCACCUUCAUCUUUUGAAUUACUUCCGAAAAUUUUGGAUGAAAUAAACGUUCUUUUGUACAGUGGAGAUAAAGAUAUUAUUUGUAAUUAUCUAGGUACAGAGAGUAUUAUUAGUGAGAUGGAAUGGAAUGGGCGUAAAGGUUUUCGUAAAAAGGAUGGUACUAUAGCUGCAAAAUAUAAAUGGACGUUUAUGGAUAAACUUGUUGGAUAUUACCAGUAUGAUCGGAAUUUAACAUAUGUUCUGAUUAAAGAUGCGUCUCAUAUGGUUCCUUAUGAUAAACCGCUCGAGACUCAAGAUAUGUUAAACAGGUUUUUAGGAAUUGAUCCAAAUUUGAUUCUAGCAGUACGUAAAUCAAAUGGGUGGAAUGACGUUGGUAUUGGGAGUAUUGGUGAUACCGAUGGUCGAAAAGAGCCAGAUAUAUAUGGCCAACAAAAAUCUUUGUGGUCAUUAUAUUACCACAUUGGAGGCAUUAUUCUUAUUGUUCUUAUAUUUGGCUUAAUUUUCUUUGCCUGGUAUCUUUAUAAUAAUCAUAAAAAAUUAAAGAGAGAAUACAUCAGUAAGUAUAAUGAAGUUAUUACCCACAAUUAUAGAUUCGGGAAUGAUCAUCCACGUGAUACUAGUAGUAGUGCUCCCUCAUAUAGUCAUAAAGAUUAUAAUAGUUACAAUGGCUAUGUGGAUACUUCUUGUAGCAAGCCUUAUAUACAGCCACAAGAAGGUGGAGAAAACACUGAUAUGGGCUAUGGUGGACCACAUCGUGGAAAUUAUUAA
This is a messenger RNA of Pneumocystis jirovecii RU7, 1857 nucleotides long. RefSeq lists its product as uncharacterized. Gene Ontology annotation, cellular component: trans-Golgi network. Gene Ontology annotation, biological process: proteolysis; apoptotic process. Gene Ontology annotation, molecular function: serine-type carboxypeptidase activity. The transcript is spliced from 9 exons. The record is from RefSeq and is a predicted model, not a curated record. Lineage: Eukaryota; Fungi; Ascomycota; Pneumocystomycetes; Pneumocystales; Pneumocystaceae. The coding region runs from base 28 to 1857 and encodes 609 amino acids.